AUGAUGGCGGGAUAUGGAAUCUGCAAUGCCAUUAUCGAAAUUGAUACAUCCGUUGAUACCUUUGAUUAUGACAAGUACGAUAUUGUGGAACGGUGCCGGUUCCUAAUCUCCUGGUGCAAAGAACAUUUGCCCAAGAGGGAAAACGUACCUGCGGGGGAAGACAACACGGCUCGUGUAUUCAUCAAUCUACGAGAUUUUAGCAACUACAAUCGUUCCACGCGGGGAUUUGAAGAGGCACUGAGACUGGUUCAUUCUCUCUCUAGUUCAGAAUCUCAUCAGAGGCCGUUUGGAUUCAUGAUGGAAGAACCUACUGGGUUUCUCUGGCCCGAAGAAGUGGGCAAGCUUUGUCGCAUGAUCCGAUUGACCAUGAAUCGGGCAGGAUUCCCACAAGGACGCUUCUUGGUGCAUUGUCACUACUACUUUGGCCUGGCAGAGGCUACACAACUUACAACCCUUUGCAACGGGGCCGACGGAGUGUGGGCAGCUGUGUGCAAAGUGGGAGCUCAAGUGGGACAUGCUUCUAGUACCAUGACAGCAGUCAACUUGCUCCGUGCUGGCAAUCAGGAGAUUGCUCAGCAGUUUCAGCUAGACAAAAUGUGCCGAGCAGCUCGUGAAGUGACAACCAUUUCCAGUCGCAAACCGUGUGAUACACAUGAAGAAGUCUAUGGAGAGGCUGCGUUUGAUGUCCCAUUCAUGAUGACAACACUUCCAGCUUGUCGAUUUGCACUGGCCAAGCUGCUAAAAGAACUCAAAAUUGAUCAACGAGUUGUUCGGCUUAAUGAAAUCAUUCAGCCCUCCGCAAUCUACCGUGCGAUGGUGUAUCACUUUGGAACGCCAGAAGAAGCGGGGUGGGAUCCAACGUAUUGCCGAAAGAUGUAUGAGGCUAUCACUCAGCACUUAAUGACGGGAUUGUCCAGGGACUACAACUCGGCUCUUGGAUUAGGGCACUUGUAUGGGUUGGUCUCGCAACGGAACCUUCCAACCAAGAUGAUCAAUAUUAUGAUGCAAGGAGCACCUGUUUCAGAUUUCCACCCAACAGUGUUGGACUUCAUUGACCGGUGGAAUCGGUUAUGCAUGAAAUAUUCAAACAUCGAUGUGGUGCACCCAGCAAGCAAGUCAAAGAGCAUCAUGAUGUUAGGGACUGACGUUACCGUGGAACCCAAACUGGAAUCAUUGCCCUUUGAGUUCUUCCUGGCCGACGUUAUGCGGAAUCCAGUUCUCGAACCUGUCCCUCGCCUUUUCAAGCUUCAAGUAGUGUCAUUGGUGACAAAGAAUGAGCGGGACCUCCAGCGUAAGCGAGUUCCUGAAAUUAACUUUUACGAGGCAGUCCUUCGACUGAAGCUUUUUAUCCUGGAAGCAGAAAGUUUGGGUGUUUUGGGGUUGGUAGACGACUUUUGCAUUCGGAAAAACGUAAGGUCACAGUCUCUUGAGCGGAAAGUGCUGCGGCUCGUCUUUGUGUACCUCAACGCAACGAAUGAUGACUAUUUUUUUGGAGAGGACCAUCUUUGGUUGCAAAAAGUGAGGGGGACGAAGCCGAGAGUGUUGAAUAAGAUGCUCCGCUCGCAUAUUGAUUUCUUCCCCAGGCACUACAUGAAUCGGGGCAACAACGCGAUGGUCCGAUGUGUGAGGGCCGCUGCGAAGAGAAUAGAAGAGAACAAAGGUAUCAACAUGGAGAUGCAUCGGACCUACCAUAGGCAAGGGUCCGCCAGAAAUGCCUUGCGACUGGUGAUUGAAAUGAACUCGACGACAGGGCAGACAAUUCCAAGUGGCCAUUUCGCAGAUGCACAUCAGCAGAUGUUGAAGGAGCUCGCCCAAGACGAAGGUCAAGACGAACAAUCAGCCGCAGUGUACUUGAAACAGAACAAAGAGCUCCUUGGGAUUGAGGAUCAUGACACUGGCGAUCUUAUCGACGCCUACUUGGAGGAGUCCAAAUUCACGGUAGGCAUGAUCACCCAGAGCCAACGGAAACAAAAAAGUGCAGCCAGCCUUUUGAUCCAGGACGGACUCAUUGCGAUUGAGCAAAAGGUUGAAACCGACGGAGACAGUGCGUCAUAUUGGGUUGAAGUUUGA
Seminavis robusta is the source of this 2070-nucleotide messenger RNA. The record is from the annotation of a GenBank genome assembly. Lineage: Eukaryota; Bacillariophyta; Bacillariophyceae; Naviculales; Naviculaceae.